This is a messenger RNA of Fulvia fulva, 312 nucleotides long. RefSeq lists its product as uncharacterized. Lineage: Eukaryota; Fungi; Ascomycota; Dothideomycetes; Mycosphaerellales; Mycosphaerellaceae. The record is from RefSeq and is a predicted model, not a curated record. Bases 1 to 312 code for a protein of 103 amino acids. The transcript has 2 exons.
AUGGGCCGCAGCUAUGAUGGAACUGCAGCGACUUCAGCCUCAACCCAGCAUGGCAUCAGACGAAGUGAUCUCGUCCGCCAACGAUACGCAAUUUCCAGCGACCGCUAUGAUCCCGCUCGCCAUCAGUUCCAGGGACCCGAGUGCUCUGCAUGGACAACAUCGAGACGGGCCCAGCAAAGAAGUCGGGAUGAUCAGACACUGGCCGUUGUCGGGCGAAAUGGGUACCGCGUACACGAUGAUCAGGUAGCUUUUCGGAACGUGUUGGACUGCAGAAUCUAUUACGAAGGCGAUCCGCGUCAUUCUUCAUUAUGA